Molecule: messenger RNA, 304 nt
Organism: Gracilinanus agilis (Agile Gracile Mouse Opossum)
Lineage: Eukaryota; Metazoa; Chordata; Mammalia; Didelphimorphia; Didelphidae
Product: nicotinamide N-methyltransferase-like
Exons: 2
Cellular component (GO): cytosol
Molecular function (GO): N-methyltransferase activity
Source: RefSeq, a predicted model, not a curated record
CCUUUCUUCCUCACAGCACCUCAUUCCCAAUCACCCACCUUUACCCUCUUCUCUGGGACAGGCAGGGUGAAAGGAGACCUCCUGAUUGACAUUGGCACUGGCCCCACCAUCUACCAGCUCCUCUCUGCCUGUGAGUCCUUUAAGGAGAUUGUGGUCACUGACUACACUGACCAGAACCUUGAGGAGCUCAGCAAGUGGCUGAAGAAGGAGCCAGGGGCAUUUGACUGGUCUCCUGUGGUGAAAUAUGUGUGUGAGCUGGAAGGAGAUAGGGUAGCCAGUGUCCUUUCUGCAGGUGCCAGCCCAG